Molecule: messenger RNA, 1137 nt
Organism: Nerophis lumbriciformis (worm pipefish)
Lineage: Eukaryota; Metazoa; Chordata; Actinopteri; Syngnathiformes; Syngnathidae
Source: RefSeq, a predicted model, not a curated record
AUGGCGACUGCAAUUCAGAAUCCCUUAAAAUCCAUGGGUGAUCAGUUCUACAAGGACGCCAUCGAGCACUGCCGCAGCUACAACGCCCGCCUGCGUGCCGAGCGCAGUGUGCGGAUGCCCUUUCUGGACUCGCAAACUGGCGUCGCUCAGAACAAUUGCUACAUCUGGAUGGAGAAGUGCCAGAGGCAACCAGGCAGAGCAUCAGGACAGAUGUACGCUUACCCGGCACGUUGCUGGCGAAAGAAGAGGCGACUUCACCCACCUCUGGAUCCUCAGCUACGCUUGUGUGAGCUUCGACUUGAGGCUGAGCUGGCCCCCAAACGCGAGGGGCCGCUGGGUGAGGCCACAGCUCUAGAGGCCCUGCUUAGGAGUGACAACCUGCUGGAGAAGAAAAGCAAUGCCUGCAAGGAGGAGGAGACCUUGCUGGAAAUACAGAGAGUGCUGGAGGCGGAGGAAAACGGAGAUGGCUUUCAAGAUGACGAAGAUUUUGAAGUGGAUACACCGAAAAGGAAGAACAGAAACCGAGGCAAAAACAGAAGCUCUAGUCGCAAGAAGACUGAAGCGGUCAGCGCAGAUGACCAAGACAAACCUUACGUUUGUGACAUCUGCGGAAAACGCUACAAGAACCGUCCUGGCCUGAGUUAUCACUACACGCACACUCACCUGGCUGAGGAGGAAGGAUGCGACGAGGAGAAGGAGAGCGAGCCAGCCCUGUCCCCCCCGCGACAUCCUGACAACCACAAACCUCAAAAGGGUCCUGACGGCAUCAUCAUCCCCAACGACUACUGCGACUUCUGCCUAGGAGACCAGGACUCUAACAGAAAGACUGGGCAGGCUGAGGAGCUUGUGUCUUGCUCUGACUGUGGACGCUCUGGCCACCCAACGUGUUUGCAGUUCACUGACAACAUGAUGCACGCAGUGAGAACGUACCAGUGGCAGUGUAUCGAGUGCAAGUCCUGUAGCCUCUGCGGUACCUCUGAAAACGACGACCAACUGCUGUUCUGCGACGACUGCGACCGAGGCUACCACAUGUAUUGCCUCAAACCGCCCAUGACUCAGCCUCCAGAAGGGAGCUGGAGUUGUCACGUGUGUGUGGACCUGUUAAAAGACAAGGCCUCAUCUUUUGGUGAAGCAUAA